AUGAAGCCUCAGGCAAACUACACGUCGACUGAGAAAAUGUCUGAGAGGAUGAUAACGGCACUGCACAGCUUGAAGAAGACCGUGUGGAUCAGAACAGAGCAGCAGAGUGCUGAUGUGGAUGGUCCGGGGGCGGGGCUUAUAGCAGAGGCCAGUGUCAAAGCUUGCUUCCUUCGAGUGACGAAGCAGUACCUGCCCCACAUAGCGCGUCUCUGUCUGAUUAGCACGUUCCUGGAGGACGGCAUUCGCAUGUGGUUCCAGUGGAGUGAGCAGAAAGAAUAUAUCGAGACGACGUGGGGAUGUGGCUUCUUCCUGGCCACACUGUUUGUUUUAAUCAACUUACUCGGACAGCUGGGUGGUUGUAUACUGAUCCUGAGCAGGAAUUUUGUGCAGUAUGCCUGCUUCGGAUUAUUUGGGAUCAUCGCCUUACAGACUGUUGCCUAUAGCAUUCUUUGGGACCCAAAGUUUUUGAUGAGGAAUCUGGCUCUGGGUGGAGGGCUGCUGCUGCUGCUUGCAGAGUCGCGCUCUGAGGGCAGGAGUAUGUUUGCUGGGGUUCCCACUAUGAGAGAAAGCUCUCCGAAACAGUACAUGCAGCUGGGUGGCAGAGUCCUGCUGGUGCUUAUGUUUAUGACACUGCUGCACUUUGACACAAGCUUCCUCUCGGUGAGCAAAUAUCCUCAGGCUGGUAAAUG
This is a messenger RNA of Sinocyclocheilus grahami, 689 nucleotides long. RefSeq names its product surfeit locus protein 4-like. NCBI's taxonomy places the organism in Eukaryota, Metazoa, Chordata, Actinopteri, Cypriniformes, Cyprinidae. The annotation marks the transcript as partial. Gene Ontology annotation, cellular component: endoplasmic reticulum; membrane; endoplasmic reticulum-Golgi intermediate compartment. Gene Ontology annotation, biological process: Golgi organization. The record is from RefSeq and is a predicted model, not a curated record. The transcript has 7 exons.